AUGGGGGUCAUCUCGGAACUGAAGGUGUCCGUGCCCUGGGGCCACAUCGCUGCCAAGGUCUGGGGCUCCCCUCAGGGGCCGCCCGUGCUUUGCCUCCACGGCUGGCUGGACAACGCCAACUCCUUCGACAGGCUCAUCCCUCUCCUUCCUCAAACGUUCCGUUACGUGGCCAUGGAUCUGGGGGGUCACGGCCUCUCUUCCCAUCACCACCCGGGGUUCCAGUACCACAAGCAGGAUUACGUAAAUGAAGUGCGCCGAGUGGCGGCGGCCCUGAGCUGGAAGCGCUUUUCCUUCAUGGGCCACAGCUUCGGUGGCAUGAUCGGGAGCAUGUUUUCCUGCAUGUUCCCCGAGAUGGUGGACAAACUGAUCCUGCUCGACUCCAUUCCCUUCUUCCUGGACACGAAGGAGUUAAGCGACCUUCUGGCGUACAAGCGGCGCGCCAUCGAGCAUGUGCUCUACACGGAGGAGCUGCAGCGGAAGCCCCGCCGGGUGCUCCCGCCCGAGGAGAUGCUGAAGAGCUUCCUGAAGAACAACAUCCAAGUGGGCGAAGAGUGCGGGAAACUCCUGCUGGAGAGAGGAACCACCAAGGUGGCCCAAGGGGUGGUGUUGAACCGAGACCGAAGGCUGGGCCUGCCAGAGAACACCUUCGAUUACCUUAGCCAGGAGCAGGCCAUGUACUUUUGCCAGAAAAUCCAGGCCCGAGUGCUGCUCAUCAAGGCCAAAGGCGGAUACAGUUACUUCCGGCCCAAUGCGGAGCACAAGGACACCACGAAGCUCGUUCGAGAUUUUCUACAGAGCAUCCUCAAGGAGCGCUGCCAGACAGUCGUGGUGGAAGGCACCCAUUACGUCCAUAUGCAAGAGCCCCACAGGGUGGCCGAAAUCAUCACUCACUUCUUGGAGGACGAGGGGCCAGUCCAGGCCCCUCUGUAG
Gracilinanus agilis (Agile Gracile Mouse Opossum) is the source of this 930-nucleotide messenger RNA. Its product is annotated as serine hydrolase-like protein. The coding region runs from base 1 to 930 and encodes 309 amino acids. Lineage: Eukaryota; Metazoa; Chordata; Mammalia; Didelphimorphia; Didelphidae. Gene Ontology annotation, molecular function: catalytic activity. The transcript has a single exon. The record is from RefSeq and is a predicted model, not a curated record.